Myripristis murdjan (pinecone soldierfish) is the source of this 2672-nucleotide messenger RNA. Its product is annotated as SH2 domain-containing protein 4A. The record is from RefSeq and is a predicted model, not a curated record. Gene Ontology annotation, cellular component: cytoplasm. NCBI's taxonomy places the organism in Eukaryota, Metazoa, Chordata, Actinopteri, Holocentriformes, Holocentridae. The transcript has 8 exons. Bases 506 to 1558 code for a protein of 350 amino acids.
CCAUUCUGGGCCAGAGCCUCUCUGUACACUGACAGUUUGGAAAGAGGGAUUGAGCUCUUCCGUAUUUCUAAAGGGAGGAACAAGAUACCCGACUGCAAAAGAAUUUCAAAAGGAAUGACUUGGAAGAGAAACUUACUACAUAGAGUCGCGGUGAUGGCCUCCACAGUCAAAGGAAACUGAAGUCUAAGGGGGGAGGAGGGAGUAUCAGCACAGCACACAGAGGAAACAGGAUUUUUGCAUGUGUGAGUGUGAGUGAGUAUGAGCGCUUGCCCGUGUGUGUGUGUGUGUUUGCAUGUAAGAAUGAGUGUAUGUGUGAGUGUGUGAGGAUGAGUGCGUGCCUUGAUUUGUGAGGAAGAGCUUUUGGGAUAAAGAAGCUGCGAAUAACUUCCUCUGAUGACAUUGGACUCCAAAUCAACCUACCCACCUCGAGAAGCUGUUGGCACCUCCUCCCUCACUGCUUGGCCCUGCCGGUGGCACCUAGUGGACCCACCGCCCCACCACCAACAUGCUGCAGCAGAUCCUAAAGGACAUGUACAUCGACCCGGAUGUGCUGAACGCCCUGAAUGAAGACCAGAAGAAGACCCUGUUCCUGAAAAUGCGGCAGGAGCAGGUUCGACGCUGGAAAGAGCGGGAGGAGAAACUGGAGAGAGAAGGGGGGAACGCCGAGUCCAAGAAGACAAAGCCAAAGACAGCCAACAGUAAGAGUGUGAGCUGGCUGCUUGGCAGGGAUGGAGACGUGGCGGUCAUCGUGAUUGGAGAGGUGGACGAGCUAAAGACCUCCAAAAUCAUCAGCUCAGGGUUUGCAGAAAAGAAGACCCCAAGUCUUCAGAAUAAUGAUUGCCAUCAGAAAACUAUCUUGAAGAGCAAUUUGGUACACAGAAAAAACACAGAACCUGCCAGGACUGAACGGGAGAACCUCCCUCCUGCAACACAACAACCUGGAAUACCACUUAAUUUAAAGGGGAAAUGUGAGGAAGUGGGCAGUUUACUCCCUCUGCAGGUGUCAGUGAGUGAGCACGCAUCACCUCCAGCAGCAGAGAAGCCUGAGUUAAAGUCAGGCAGUGCUACUGAGGAGAAGGCAGCUCCCCAGCCCUCCAUCUGCUCCAGACCUCCCAUGAGAGUGAGCCAUAUCAACGUGAGACCAGCUUCUGCAAACGCAGGGCUGGCCUCUGCAAACACGAGACCCGGUCUUGCACAUCUGAAGCUGGCCACUGCCACGACAUCCCCUGUUCCCAGCAGCACUGCCAAAACGGACUCUGGACUAAAAUCACCCACCACAGCUGGCUUCCACAAACAGGAACCCCAGAGGCCCCAGGAGUCACAAGGUGGCAAAGAUGUCCAUGUGGCCGAGGCACCUCGGGGAGCCACAUCUGAGGAGGCCAGAUCAGCAGGGAGCGCGGCGACCUGCGCGGGGCGUGGCCGGGUGGCUCAGCUCAUGAAAACCUUCAGCGUCGAAAGCCCAACGCCCCCCGCACAGACCCCAUCCCGCAGCAACAAGCCCCCUAUUCCCAGCAAACCUAACCACUUGCGUGUGAUGACCACACCCUCUGUAAGGUAAUGCACACACUGCAGUGAGCACAUCACCCAGCCGACUCCACGGAUCCCCGUGCUUUAAUAAACGCCACACUGGACACUGGCGCACACCCAGCGUGGAGCCUAAGCCAGCAGGUUAAUGGGAUGGGCUUCUCCACAGGUGGUUCUCAGAAAUGGUAAUACUCUCACCAUUGCAAUCACUCCCAAAGAAAUGCAAUGAAAAUGUCCUGCUUGAAUGUUAGGGUUUUCUUUAUUUUAUAGUACUGUAAACACUCGCUGUGGGAAUGAAAUUCCAAAGCAAUUGAUUGCAAUUGAAUUUUGUCUUUGCAUCACUUACACCCCCUCUACUUUUUAUGUAUUUGCCAGGGACCUGAUGACUAUCAUGUAUUCACUUGCUGAUUAUGCUUUCCAAACUUUGUGCAACAUGUGGAUAAAUAACCUCUCUUUUUAACAUGUGUUUUUUAAAUCUUAUUUUCAAAGCCUGUACACUCAAGAUGUUUACUCACAAGUCAUUCAUGCGACGGUCUGCAUUAACUAAUAUGCAGAAAGCAUUGUGCUUCUUUUGUUUUGUUUUGUUUUUUUUUUGUUUGUUUUUUUUUUUCUUCAAUUUUUAGACAAGCUCUUCAUUUCUGUGUUGAACAAAUGAAUGGGUAUAGACAGGCAAAACAUUGUGGAAUAGGGUACAGUAGGGUCCUCCUUCAUCCUGCUGUCUCCUCCCUGGGAAUAGCAUAUAGGCUUGUUUACUUGUCACAGUGCAAUGUAUGUUUUCCUCUGCCACCUGGCAAUAGCCUCGCUGCGACCUGUUGUGGACCAGUGACAGUGCCAAAUGCCUCGUCUGUCUCUCCCAGCGGAUCAAACCCUGGCAAGUUAGACAGUUGCUGCCAAAUAAUCAUGCUCAGCUCUGUGUUGCUCUUCCAUUAUUGUUCUCCAUUUUCUCAGUAUUCUGCUUUACUGAUAUGUGUGGUUGUACUUUGAGUGUUUUUUAUACUUUCUGCAGGGAGAAAGAUGUUUUGUAAUGGGAUAUUUAACACUACUAAGAUGCUCAUGUGUAAUACUGAGUGACAUCUGUGUUGUCUGUGAUGUCAAGCUUUUAUGGUGCAAUGAAAGAGACAAUAAAAACAUACAACAUAACCUGUGCA